This is a messenger RNA of Bemisia tabaci, 2561 nucleotides long. The record is from RefSeq and is a predicted model, not a curated record. Lineage: Eukaryota; Metazoa; Arthropoda; Insecta; Hemiptera; Aleyrodidae.
CUGCCUCACUCCACGACCUGUUCAGUGUUCAUUGACAUCGCCGCCCGGUGCUCAUAGUUUCAACAUGAGGCAACUUCUGCCCGUUAUCUUAACGCUCUUUGCCCUCCAUCAGUAUGAGGCUGCCGUCCCUGUCGCAGGAGACUAUGCUCGUGUGCGCCCAAGCUAUACGUUCGUCGACAAGACCAACUUCAUCGGACUGUUCCUUGAUAUGCCUUAUUCUACAAUCCACAUAUCAGUGCCUCCUAAAUUCGGAAAGUCGGUGAACCUGGACAUGUUGAGACUUUACUUUGAAAGUGAAGAAUCAGCCCUUGAGGAAGAGUUUACCGAUCCGCUCUUCCACGGCACGACAUUCUACGGAAACCCACUCUUUUGGGAUCACUAUCGUCAGUAUGUAGUCCUCCACGUGGACUUCAGUCCCUUCAAGAUAGUCGAGGACGUCGAAACUUUCAAUAGAACUCUUGCUGAGGUGGUCUGCCAAAUGCACGAUAGAUACCGCAGUCAUUUCAAUUUCUCCUACUUUGACUGCAAGAAGACUCCCGCUCAAGCAUUAGUGGACCACUAUAAUGAAUAUAAGUUAUCGAUCUUUGACGCAGGGAAACAUCUCAUCGAGGCUAUUUCUUGGCGUUUCGCCCUCGAAGUUAUCGUGCUGAUCGACAACGUUGAUGCAAUCCUCCACAACUACAUGAUCGGACCAGGGCGAGACAAAGAAAAAAUCCACAAUUAUUUCGGUCAGUUCUUGCGGGGACUAGUUCAGGACUCACCACAGGUUAAGAAAUCCUUAAUGGUAGGGUCUCUGACCCUGGGUGGUGUCUUGUCCACCUUGACGAACGAUACGAAACACCUGUUCGCCUUUGAGAACGGAACCAUCGCCCAGUAUUUCGGAUUCACCGGACAGGAUGUCGACAACCUCCUCGACACUUUCGAGAUCCGUGAAAAGAACGUCCAACUGCGAAGCUUGUACAUGGGCUACAGGGUGAUAGACUCUCCGAAUCUAACCCUCUACAACCCUCUUUCUAUCACCGAUUUCCUCGAGCAGAGGUGGCAUACGAACAGUUCAAAUUUAUUCAAAGGUCUCGACGGCUGUGAUCGUAUCUUGGAGAAUGGCGUGAUCGGUCGAGAGGUCGAACGCGUGUUGUACAAGGUGAAAAAGAAAAAGGUACACCUCCCUCGCAGAUACACCUUCAGCAACGGGAGACUGGGUGUCCAACACGUGGACCGCCUACACUGCGGCAUGCGCUCCAAGAUCAACACCUUCGCAAGCGCGGACGACAUCGUUAGCAUCGUUCACGCUCGAGUUGUGACGUCAGAACUCGACAUGGUGACCAUUAUCGAGGACGUCGUCUUGACCCCCGCCACCUUGGAGGCUCGCAAAGUGUUGAGGAAGUACUUGACCGCCUCCAACUACUACCAGUUCGUGCUGGGUAAAACCUGGGACCAGCUGAAUGCGUUCGGGGAGUUCCUGCUGGACCUGCCCGGAAAAGAGGUCUUCCACGACCUGGCGGUGGCCACGCACAAGAUCUUCAGCCGGACGUGGGACGAGGUGAGCUGGCCGGUCUCCAUGACGGGGGCCAUGGAGGCGAUAUUCGCGCACAACGCCACCCUGGCCAAGCAGUAUCCUUCCGUCCACUUCGAGCUGGUCGUUGAACGGGAAGCUGACGGUUUCGAUUGUUCCAACGAGUUGGACGUGUUCCUCGUCACGGGCAAGAGCGUCGGGAUCAUCAUCGAGAACCGGCAGGGAAUCGAGCACAAGUUGGCAUCGAACACCUUUUACGCGAUGCUGGACCGAGGGUGCGAGGACGUGUACGAACAUAUGCGCCCGAGGAUCCUGGUCAAGACUAAGAUAGCCAUGCUUAUCAAUUUGACCCCGUCACGCCACUGCGAGAUCUUCUACCGCGUGACCGAUCAGAAGCAGGGCGACCCGUUGUGGGGGUUCGCCCAGCACCCGCUAGGGGAGAUCCUCGAAUUUGAGGGGACCAAGAAACCUGACGACGCGACCCCGGUAUGAAGUCCAAGUUCGACCUGGAGACCCAGAAGAUGCUCGAGGAGGCCAUGCGAAAGAGCUGAAAUUAUAACGUCUCAUCUGGACUAGGGGUCGAGCUACAAGUCGAACUUUUCCUCUCCCGGAUUUAGAUCUGAAAAUAACAAGCAAGAAGGUGUGAUGAAGCUCAUUUAAAAGGUUUACAUGUUUGCUACAAGAUGUCUUGGCACUUCUUCUCUUGUGGCAACAAAAUACACCACAAAUGAGGGGCCUGGAGGACAAGACGAAUAAAUUGACGACCCAGCUUUUGAAGGAGAAAAAGGUACUCACCUGCGAAUUGACUGAAGCCAUUCUUUAAACUGCAUGCUAGCAUCAGGUGUGAUUUGGAAAGCUGCUCGUGCCGUGAGGAUGAUAUUGAUGAAGUCUUCAUACUCAUUCGGCCCCAAGUGAUACAGCUGCUGAUGCAUACAUUGUAUAUACCUACCAUGAAGAUAAAUAAAUUAGAGGAGAGGAAACAAAAUAUUUAAAAGAAAUCCUUUGUCCAUGAAACAAGCAAUAAAUAUAUAAUGUAAUUUUCAACUUC